AUGGCCGAUGUAGAUGGCGAGGAAAACAGGAAGCCCAAUAUAGGCAGUGAGAAACGACGAUAUGUUCCAUUUUCCAUGGAAGAAGACGCUAAAUCCGUUGCAAAGCAGGAGAAUCGUGAAAGCACAGAUUGA
Messenger RNA from Sclerotinia sclerotiorum 1980 UF-70, 132 nucleotides. RefSeq lists its product as hypothetical. The record is from RefSeq and is a predicted model, not a curated record. NCBI's taxonomy places the organism in Eukaryota, Fungi, Ascomycota, Leotiomycetes, Helotiales, Sclerotiniaceae. The transcript has a single exon. The coding region runs from base 1 to 132 and encodes 43 amino acids.